CUUUAUUUUUGUAUAUAAAAUCUUGUCAUUUAUCGUAUCCUAUUUUGUAUAUGCAUGCAUAACUACAUCUACAGUGGGGAAUGAAAACUUUCUGUACAAUCUGAUUGGGUUAUUGGAAUUUGAGUGGUUGUAUUUGACCAUCUGAAAUCCGAAAAAUGUUUCCUUAAAUCAGUGUUAGUUUGUAUUUUUUUGUGUACUCAUAUAUAUACGUAUAAAAUGAAGAGUUUAUUUCUCCGCCCUCAUUUCUUUCUGAUAACACUUCCGCAUUAACUUUGUCAACUAUAAACUCAGUUUAAUUUAUUUUGACUAACAAAACUUAGAUUUUAGUAUCUAGUAUCAUAAUCUGUUGUUUAUUUAGGAGAAAUAGUAUUUAGUUCAUAUGCUAAAAUAUAACACUUGUACAUUUUUAUGUUACAUUUGUCUCAUCAUUAUCAUCGAGGCAAGAACAAGAACAAAGGAUUAUGAUAAAAACUUGGGCGUGAAAGCAGUAACAAGACUGUGUGGCAUGGAAGGAGAGGAAUGCAUGGAUGAUUUCAAUUGUUGUGAAGAGUAUGAAUGCAGCCCUGAUUUACAAUGUCAACUUAGAAAUGCUAGAAAUAAAAUUGUUGGAUCUUAUCGAAAUUUAUGUGUAGCUGAUUAUGAUUGUCCACCAGGAUGGUGUUGUGAAGGCAAAUUAUAUGCACGUCGUUGUACACAAGAUUGUAGUAGAAAAACUGAACCAGAUGUUGUUCCAGCUGGAAGUUAUUAUGGACGACAAUUUUGGAAUUUAUGGGCACAUAAACGUCAUAUGGAUCGUAAUCAUUAUUGAACAAUUGAUGGAUAAAUCAAUCAAAAAUAUUAUUCUCUUAUUUAUUCACUAAAGAAUAUUUGAAAACUUUAAUUUGGUUGUGAUAAACAGUAAUGGUUGUGAUAUAACCGGUUGUGAAUAAACUUCAUUUCAUUUGAAUUUUAGAAGAAAGUUUAAAACUGUGUUUACUUAUAUAUCAAUUAAAUUAUUCUCAUUACUA
This is a messenger RNA of Schistosoma margrebowiei, 1007 nucleotides long. Lineage: Eukaryota; Metazoa; Platyhelminthes; Trematoda; Strigeidida; Schistosomatidae. The record is from the annotation of a GenBank genome assembly.